GCGGUUUUGCGCUUAUUGCCAUCUCAUCUAUCGAGGAGGUGUUUUCGCACACACAAGCUCGGUUUGGGAGGCAGUAUGAGAACACCUCUAUUGUGGGAUUUCUCGAGGAGAGCGAUCCUUUUGAUGCCUGUACGCCUUUGAAGAAUAAUCAUACUGGAUCGAUUGUACUUGCGAUUCGAGGAGGGCCGAGGAGAUGCUCGUUUGAUACAAAGGUUGCAAAUGUAAGUGUUGACUUGAUGAUUGUAAAAGGUAGAUUGAGUCAUCGGGAGCAGUUGCCGCUAUUAUCAUGAACUCCCUUCCAUCUCCCUUCGAGAAUGACGAGUUGAUAGAGAUGGGUACGAAAUCUGAUUGGAAUCUAUCGAUCUCGAGUAUUUUUAUUACACACGCUUCAGGAUCCGUGCUUCAAUCGUAUUUGCAUAAAAACGGAUCCCUAUCCCGAUUGCUUGUUGUGGUAAAUUCGACAGGGGAGGAAAUCCUGACGGUACCGACGUUUUGGGAUAUGUUUGUAACCUUCCUCCAGCUUUCCAUCGUGCUUUGGACGUCGAUAGGACUACUGUAUUUUUUCUCUUUUUUGAUGGGAGUAUUUCAACGUUUCAAGCGACGUUUGGCCAUUCGGCAGAUGCACUCGAUUGUGGUGGAUUCCAAUAAUUUCCACGACUCCUAUUGCACCGAGUGUUCCAUCUGCCUGGAAGAAUUCAAAAAAGGAGAUCAUGUCAAAGUCUUGCCUUGCAAGCAUGUAUUCCACGAGCAUUGCGCUAAGGAGUGGAUUGUCGAUGUUCGUGGCGUCUGUCCCCUCUGUAGGCAAGGAAUUUUUGCCAAGGAGGGAGAAGUGGGUUUGGAGGGAAAAGAUGAUUGGUAG
Messenger RNA from Blastocystis hominis, 859 nucleotides. RefSeq lists its product as hypothetical. Bases 287 to 859 code for a protein of 190 amino acids. The transcript has 2 exons. The record is from RefSeq and is a predicted model, not a curated record. NCBI's taxonomy places the organism in Eukaryota, Bigyra, Opalinata, Blastocystidae.